Messenger RNA from Ylistrum balloti, 1541 nucleotides. Its product is annotated as protein Smaug homolog 1-like. Gene Ontology annotation, biological process: nuclear-transcribed mRNA poly(A) tail shortening. Gene Ontology annotation, molecular function: translation repressor activity; mRNA binding. NCBI's taxonomy places the organism in Eukaryota, Metazoa, Mollusca, Bivalvia, Pectinida, Pectinidae. Gene Ontology annotation, cellular component: P-body. The annotation marks the transcript as partial. The transcript is spliced from 5 exons. The record is from RefSeq and is a predicted model, not a curated record.
UACUGGAAUCGUUACCUAGAUGACCCCCUGUAUCAUGUUUACGUUUUCCAGCUCGAACGAUUGAUUUGGGGUUCAGAGUACCCAGACAGCAUGAGAAGUACCAGUAUUAUAGAGAUGAUGUACCUUUUUGAUGGAGUGGGACUAGGUGAUUGAGGAACUCUAUUGUAGACGCCAGAUGUACAUUGAGGAUGUUCCUGAAAAUGUUGUUUUUUAAGUGACAGAACAUUUUAUUGUUGUAAGAUGUGAACGUAGAACAUAACUUUGGAAAUAUGAAAUCAAAUAAUUUGUUUCGAGAUCAGGUGAACUCGGUGACUAAUUUGUUUGAGAAAUGGAGUGAAUGUGAACAGACAGUGGCUCUAUGUACACUGUUUAAACAGAUUUCUCCUACACAAUGCCGAUUCCUGGCUCAAGUGUUGGACCAGACGGACUGUACAGAUAUAAGCCAGACGGAGAAUGAGGCCAAUGAUCCAGGAUAUAUUCACAAAUUGGCCAACAAUGAUUCCAAAGAGUAUACUAUUGGACAGCUCCUAGCUCAUCUUCCACUGCUCCGAACAGGAGAAAAUCAGGCCAAGGUUGAAUAUCUAUCUUUGAUCUCAUCCAUAUUGGGUUACACAAUUCAAAAUGGUACUCAUAUUGAAGAAAGUCGGCAGAUUAUUUCAUAUUCAUUGAUGCAUCCUGCAAUUACAAGUGAUGAACGUUCAGAAUUUACCUUAUGGAUUGGGAAGCUAGAAGAACAGUUCACAUAUAGUAUUCAUCCUCAACAAAAGAAGUCUGUGAAAGAUGAGGAAAGUAUUAGUCAAUCUCUAGGGAACUUGAACUUAAAUUUCAAUGCCACACACAAACCAGUUGAGAGUGGGAGAACAAAUGGCUGGCCUGUACACCCACCGGGAGAUCCCCUUGUCAUCAACACGAUGGACCCAAUGCCUGUCCCGCCUAAUGAUCUCCUCAUCACUCAACAAAAUCUCAUCAAUCAGCGACAACAUCAAGUACCCCCACCUCCACCACCUAACAGUAGUCAAAUAAGCUACAAUCACACUGCCUGCAAGUCACACCAUCCACCUCUCCAGCCAACUAAAUCAGCUCCACCCAACUUCAUAUCAGUGCCUUCUUCACAAUCUUCACUGAACCCUGGUUCACGAGUUCAUCAGCCAUUAGCGAGGACCCCGUCGGUGUCAGUGGUACCUCCUAGCUCCAUCCUAGUGCCAAACCACAUCAAUGACUGGCUACAGUCAAGUGAGGAUCAGUCCUCACAUUCCUCAUCUGAUAGGGGGCGCUCACACUCCAUGACUUCAUCAGACCAUGCUCCACUUUCCCCACAGAGCAGUAUCACAUCCUCUAGUAGCAGUAGUGGCGACACCCAUCAAGAUGAUGGUCCACAGCCAGUCAAAAAUAGCUUUCUGGAGGAAGGCAGUGGAAUGAGGGAUGUACCUUUAUGGUUAAAAACUUUGCGCCUUCACAAAUAUGCCUAUAUCUUCCAACAAUUAACUUAUGAAGAAAUGAUGAACCUGACAGAGGAGUGGUUGGAAUCUCAGGUACAAUGG